Rotaria sp. Silwood2 is the source of this 1542-nucleotide messenger RNA. NCBI's taxonomy places the organism in Eukaryota, Metazoa, Rotifera, Eurotatoria, Philodinida, Philodinidae. The record is from the annotation of a GenBank genome assembly.
ACAUGGAGCGAAAUACUUUUUCUUCAAUUUACAAUCACCAUUGAAAAUAGUGUGAAUCAAACUGCUAUCAUCGAAUGAAUUAAUCACAUAUCGAUUUUAUAAUCAAUUAUAAUUUGCUUACGCAAAACAUGUAAACAGAACCAAUAUCGAUCCAUUAGAUAAAGAUCAGAACAAGUGUAUGCAAUUAUUUCAUAAAAUGAUCGAAGAUCUUUACUGUAUGACACCUAAGAAAUGAUUUUCUAAUUGAUAUUUUAUUUUAAUAAAAAGAAGAACCGUCAUUACCUCUUGUUGUGGAUCUGAGCGGACAAAGAGAAGUCCGACAUUUUUCUUUCAAUCCGCAUGAACUCUGUUAAGAUAGGCCGAACAAAACAAAAAGAUAUUGAAGAAAAACAUAACACUGUAAUAUAAUAUUUCAAUAAGGAAUACAACAUGUUUUUCACUACCAUUGAAAAUGGGAAAUGGAACUGUAAUAUUCUUAGGAAAUUAGUAAUUAUCUUCUAUGAAUUGAUGUGUUUUUCUCUUCCAACUACUAAUACUCAUGAAAAUCUAUGACUGUUUUAAAAAAUCCAAUAAACAUGGUUCGCGAAUAGAAACAAUCGGUUAGACAAGAUUCGAACGAAAAAAGCUAUUAUCGAUUUAUCAUUCUAAUCAAUAAAAUCGAAAUAUUUUGCUAUAUAGUGAUACGUGAUUCCAUAGAUGAAAUCAAUCCAAAUCCAAAUACAAAAUCUCUUUUUAAUUGUUCGGUCGUACUGACAGUUUUUAAUGGAAACAAUCAUGUUAAUCCUUUUCUGAUAGAAAGCCUACUGUGCCACGCGCAAACAGCUCGAGAAAAAUGGAAUGUAUUGAAUGGUAUAUACACUAUUAUAAGUUAGAGCAUUCUGGAAGAUACAUAUUCGAUCAGUUUUUUCUAGAUUAAAUGCUAUCGGUACUAAUUUUGUUUCAUUUCGUAAUUUUGAAAGUGGAAGCUACACCAUAGAAGCAAGUUGGUAUAAAGCGUACUCUAACGCUCAAGAUGGAAGUGCAAAAGGAAGAUCUGAACUCCGCAGAGAUAAUAUAAUAUUGGGCAAUGGAGCUAAACGUUACUUUAAAGCAAUUUAUUUCAUUCCCAAUAAUCCUGGUAAUCAAGCUGGUAUCAUUGGACAAGGUAUAGAACAAGUACUCGGUGCUCCAUGGAAUCCAAUCUUUUUUUGGAUGGCAUGGCCAGGAAAUGGAGUUGAACUGUCUGUUUAUGCGGAAACAGGUCCUAAUCCAAUUAUUAAAAAAAAUACAACUGAAGAUCCAAGAGGCAGAAUGCAUACAAUAGAAAUGUGGGCUUAUUUUACGACUAACAAUGAUGGAUGGAUGGAUGUUCGUUAUGAUAACGGACCAGUGAAAACUAUCUACACUGGAAAAACAUUGCCAACUGGCAGAUAUCCAGGAGCUUUCAAAGUUGGUACUUAUGCGGGCUAUUAUGGAAAAUUUAACUCUGAAGUUUGGGUACAUAUGGUCGAAGUUAUUGCUGAUGGAGCUCCUCCGAAUUCAAUUAGUGGUCACAGUUUUUAA